UCAUAGCGUUGCGAACAUGGCCUCUCCACUUAACAGCAGCAAUUGUUUCUUGUAAUUUUCUUUGUCUUCGAAGAAGUCAGGAAGGAUUUAUGGCUGCAUCUGGCACUUCAGCAUCAUUUUCCUCCACUAAAGAAACAACCAAUUAUGCACGACUUUGUCGACUUCUGGUUGGUGUGGGAUCUGAAGUGAUUAGGGUCACAUUUGACAAAAUACAUCCUCCUGCCAGUCUUCACACCAUCCUGACAACAUAUCAUUCCAAACUGCAAGCACUGCGCAAAAAGGUUUUAAAUGCUACUCAAUGGGGAAAGCUAUACCCUGCAAUACGCACCUCUGUAUCCUCUAGAGACUUUGACAUUACACUUCUGACAAUUCUUCUGAGGAACAUUUGUGGGUUGACUCCCCCAGCAACAGGCUGGGAUGCACUUCCAUCUGAAACAGAUGUGAGCACUGAGGCCAACAUUGCAAGGGUGAAAUAUUUUAGAAACACCGUGUAUGGCCAUGCAGACCAGGCCUCUGUGGAUGAUGCAACCUUUAAUGUCUAUUGGAAGGAGAUACGAGAUGCUCUUGUGAGUCUUGGAGGAACUAAAUAUGAAGCUGCCAUUGAUGAUUUAAAAAAUGAAUGCAUGGACCCUGAAAUUGCUGACCACUUUGAAGAACUCUUAAAACAGUGGAAAAAGGAUGAGGACAACAUCAAGGAUGUACUAGAAGAAAUCAACAGGAAACUUGAAAAAUUGACGACAUCAACAAGUACAUCUCAACCCAAAGAAUAUGAAGAGACAAAUGACCUCAUAGAAACGAUUCGCAAACUCUACAAUACGCGUGAAGGUCGGCUGUCGCCGUUUCCUUGGUGUGAAGAGUUCAACUUUGACCUAAACGACAUAUUUACCAAGCCAACCAUUGUCACACGCGACAAAGCUGGAAGAUCAGUGGCAGAGCAAAUAGAUAGUACAACAGGAGUCUUCAAACCUCGUAAGGACCGUUCCAAGCCAAGGACUGUCCUAAUUGAGGGGGAACCAGGAAUGGGCAAAACAACCUAUUGUCAAAAGGUGGCAUAUGACUGGGCCAAUGGUCUGGAAACCGAGGAAUCCUUCCCCACUAUUGAAUUGCUUCUCUUUCUCAGAUGUUGCGACAUGUCAGGCAGCAUAUGGGAAGCUAUUGAUGAUCAGCUUCUUCCAAAAGACAUCGAAGCGGACGCAAAAGAGAAGUUCUUCAAGUUCAUUCGAGCCAAUCAAUCCCAGGUGUUACUUGUACUUGAUGGACUGGAUGAAGCUCCAUCAAAUCUUUUGAAGAUGUUUAUUGACCUUGUUCAAGGUAGAGAGCUUCCGAAAUGUCACAUCAUUCUUACAUCCAGGCAGGAGGGUGGCGUGACUGUGAGCAAGUAUUGUGACUCCUUACUUCACAUUACAGGAUUCUCAACAGAGCAUGCUCGAAGCUUUAUCACUCGUUACUUUGAUGGUCGGGAAGCGUUAGGUCAGAGGCUCUUAAGUGAAAUAGAACGCAAGAAAGAACUGUUGGAACUGACGAUGCAUCCUUUAACGACAGCUCUUCUCUGUCUCCUGGGUGAAGACUAUCGCGGCACUCUGCCCUCAAGCAAAACUGAACUCUAUCUUGAAAUAGCUAGUUGUGUUUUUAGGCGAUUUCGGCGAAAGAAAGGACUCUCUGAUGUAGAAGGAAACUUAAUUGACUUCUACAAAGAUGAUGUAAAGCGACUUGGACGAUUAGCCUUUAAAGGUUUGAUAGAAGAUCAGUUGUACCUGCAGGGAAAGGAACUUGGAGGUUCAGCAAGUGAAAUACCGGUAUUUGAGUUCCUGUCAGUCCACACCAAUCGCAGCAAAAGACGUCCUUGCCUGGAUUAUGCAUUUAUUCACAAAAGUUUUCAAGAUUUCUUUGCGGGCUUUUUUUUGGCGAACCAGAUUUUAAGUGGUGUAAUUACCCCUGAAGUGCUUUUUCCAAAAGAUGGGUCAUACCUUAAGUUUGAGCUCGCUCAUUUCUUUGCAUUCGGAAUUAUCAGCCUCAAGAGUGAAGAGAGAGCAACAUAUUUCAUGAACACCAUAGUCGCGAACAUUAAUCAAAGCAAUGACUUUCUCGCAAGUUACUUAUCGUAUUUUGCCUUAAAAUGCAUUAGGGACUGUUUUGUAACUAGUUCUAUUCUUUCUAGUCAGCUGUUGCUAUUGUUUGGCACUAAACUGCAGCGACAGAAUAUUGCUAUUUUCGACGGAAGAUGUGACAUCCCGUUGCUUGCUGAGGCCCUAAGAGUAAACACCACUCUGAAGGAAUUCAGUACCCCAUUGCCAUUGUAUUUUCCCAGAGACACAUGUGCUGUUUCCUUGGCUAGGACCUUGCAGGUCAACCAAACACUGGAACAGCUCCACUUACUAAACAAUUUUACCAGCGCAGUUGGGGUCCAGCAAUUGGUAGACGUGCUAAUGGUUAACUCCACCCUCCACUCAUUAAGCCUGGCUGGCAAUGCGUUGCAAGAUGAUAGCGCCGGGAUUUUGGCGGAGUACUUAAGGGCUAAUAAAACCCUGGUUUGUUUAAACUUGGGAGUAAAUGGAAUCACCGACCGUGGUGCCACAUUUCUAGCAGAGAGUCUACGCCAAAAUACCACGUUAAAGUAUCUGAUCCUGGGAGGAAACUUAAGCUUUGGUAACCCUGGUGUUUUGUCGCUCUGUGAAACUCUCCGAAUAAACAAUACGCUCGCUGAAUUGAAUCUGUCAGGAAGUGGCAUAGAUGAUGUUGGUAUUAAUUUGCUUCUUACAACCGUCAGAGAUCGUACCACCCUGACCGGUCUGAACCUGUCUUAUAUGAAGAUGAUAACCAAGAAGAGUAUCCGAUCUGUCGCUGAAUUCCUAAGAGUGGAUUCCUCCUUGGUAUCACUUUAUUUUCAAGGAAACAAAGUAAGUGUAGGUGGCACCCGAUUAAUCGCUGAAAGCCUCAAGGUUAACAAAACUUUGAAAAUUUUAGAAUUGUCAAGGAACAACAUCAGAGCGCCAGGGGCCCAUUUUCUUUCCGAAGCGCUUAAAGCCAACACAGCACUAGUCUUUUUGGGUCUAUCGCAGAACGCGCUCAGAGCUCGAGGUGCCCAGCUAAUUUCAGAUGGUCUUGGAGUCAACUCUUCCCUGACUGAGCUUGAUCUGUCAGCUAAUGGCAUUGGUCCUGAAGGUGUUCAGUCAAUUGCCCAGGCCCUUAAAAUUAACAAAGGACUGAUUGGUCUUAACUUGUCAAGUAAUGCCAUUGGAGAUUCUGGAGCUAAAACACUCUGCCAGGCCCUGAAAGGAAAUCAAACCCUGGCUACACUGUUGAUCGCAGAAAACGGAAUUGAACCUUCCGGUGCAAAGGCUCUUUCGGAGGUUCGAAAAACCAAUAGCACGUUGCAUCAGUUAUAUUUGGGAGGCAACAAUAUCGGCGAAUCUGGAUUUCAAGCACUCUCAGAAGCUGGUUUCCAGGUGUUCCUUCCAUCGCAAAUUAGUUGUUGUACAAUUGAGUUGACCCUCAGUCAAUGAACGUGGCCACUUAAAUUGCUGCAAAAUGAACGUUCUGCUGAUAAGAAAAGAAGAAUGCAUAUUGUGAGAAAUGAGUAUACCUGGACCUCUGCUAGCUAAGCACAUUUGAAAGUGUAUGAAUUGUAAGGCACAUAAUAUGCAGGAAUGGAGAAAGUCUCUCUCGCAAACCAAUGAGAUGUCUAUAUUCUACUUGCAAGCCUACCGAAUUUAGCAUAUUUCGCGCUCGUUAAUGAAGUAAAUACGCUAAAAUCAUAAAUACGACCAAUCUGAGACAUGUAUGUAUUUCCUCUCUUUCAAUUCGGUAGCACAUUUAAAUUACGCACCAGGAGAGAGAUUCUGCCUUUUGUGUCGAUUAUUACCAAGGAUUUGCCGAUACCGGUUUUUAAAAAUCGAUACCGAGUACGGUACUAACUUUUUCCCUCGAUAUUGAUAGCAGUGUUGCUACUUCGUUUUUAGUGAUCAUCCUUGUUAUUUGCAAGGACGGUGUUUCAAAGUCUUUCAGCGGUUUCAAUCAUGGCUAUAGUUCUAAUUUCUGCGCGGCAUUAGCAUAAUUAAAUAGAUUUCGCGUUAAUAUAGUCAGUUUUCCAAGGCUAUCUUUAUGUCGGUUUUUUUACGAGCUUUUGUUUUGUACAUGUAUCCCAACUGUUAGGUACGUUAUUACUUUCCUUUUUCCUUUCAAUUUCCAUUUACUUUGUUUUGUUUUUUUUUAUGUUUUUUUGUUUUGUUUUGUCUUUUUUCUUUAUCAUUGUGUGUUACCGUUAGUUUUAGUUUAUUUCUUGAUAUUUUCUCAGAACAGCUGGUAAAGUAAAUAUAUGAUGAUUAUCAUAAUUUACCAGUGCAUUCGUUACAGUCGGUUAAAAGGUUUCCCCGAACUGUAAAAUUGAUGUUUACUCGGUACUCUAUAAAUGUACCAACAACGUAGCCAAACAAAUGAAAGAUUUCAAUUUAUUAACGAAAAAAUUGUCUUGCUCUGUAAAUCAACGGAGACUAAGGAUUUUUAAAAUCGAAACUGAUCCUUCCAAUCGCUCUCACGGUACUCGCAGCGACUAGCAGAGUUACUCGGGGAAAACCACGGUUAUUGCACGCUCCAUUAUUUGCAAUUGUGCUCUUUGCCUUUCUCGGUGGCUAGAAUAACGCAGACUCAGGAGAAAACAACUCCUAAGCGCACAUGCAUUAUUGAAAGAAUCAAUAUCAGUGGUAGAUCCAGACCUUGAGUUCAGGGGGGGGGGUUUGUGUGUGUGUAUACACCUGCCGGCUUUUUCUCUGCAAUUUUUUUUACCCGUAAUGAGGGGGGCGGUCCCUCCGGGCCCUUCCCUUAGAUCCGCCACUGGAUACCCCUCGCUAGAAUUGAUGUUCUUUAAUCCGACUCCGAGAUCUCGGUAUCGCCCCUAUCAAAUAUAAGGUUUCGGCUUCGGCUUGUCCUUUCAGAUUACUCCUCGGUGGAUUCGCUUAAGAUUCAAGAGGUCUGGACUAAACGAAAGCGUGUGUCGUUAAUCGUAACGUUAACAUUUAUUGUUUACAUUUAUAUGGUGAACGUCACCCUUUCAUAGAAGUCCAGUGCUCGUGUGUUUCUCUGACUGACGAAUUUAUCAGGUAUUCUUGGAGUGAUCACAUUCUUAACUGUUAGUAAAUUUCUUUAUUAUAAAAAAUUGGAUCAAUGAUUGAUGCGAUUCAAGAGUUUCCAUAGGCAUAGCCAUCAUGGGUUAUCGGCCAUUAUACCAUGCUCUCUAAAUAUAGUAAGAGUACGCGUCGGCUCAAAAAUUAAAACGGAGAUAGAAACUUAAUUUGUUUAUCUAUAUUGUGGGGCGUCUUUGGUGAAGCAAUUAUUUCUCUCGCGUUUAUUGGAUAUGAGAUGAUUGAUAGCCAACGAGGCCCGUAGCUAUCAUCUCGUAUCCAGCGCACGCACGUGGAAUAGUUGUUUAAAAUUUUUUCUGGAAAUAAAGUCGGCAUAGUAUAUUUAGAGUUGAAGUAAGGAAAAUUAGUUAAGGAUCAUGUCGUAAAAUGUUAGCAACUACCCUUAAAAUUUUUUUCCGCAUUUGUUAAAAAGAAUAACAACGCUAUUGUAUAUUGAAUAAUUUGUGAGUUGAAGUACACACUUGGCUUGAUUUACAGUAAACAUAGUGUUGUAUCGUAUUCAAUACGAAUAUUGAAAAAACUG
Molecule: messenger RNA, 5661 nt
Organism: Stylophora pistillata
Lineage: Eukaryota; Metazoa; Cnidaria; Anthozoa; Scleractinia; Pocilloporidae
Molecular function (GO): protein binding
Source: RefSeq, a predicted model, not a curated record